Onychostoma macrolepis is the source of this 2896-nucleotide messenger RNA. RefSeq names its product CCN family member 1. Gene Ontology annotation, molecular function: protein binding. Gene Ontology annotation, biological process: signal transduction. The record is from RefSeq and is a predicted model, not a curated record. Lineage: Eukaryota; Metazoa; Chordata; Actinopteri; Cypriniformes; Cyprinidae. The transcript has 3 exons. The coding region runs from base 273 to 1124 and encodes 283 amino acids.
UUGACUUUUUCGGCUAAAGUUUUGAACGAAUGUUCUAUUAACAUUACUGGAAGAACCUUGAAGAACGUUCUAAGAACAUUCGCUGCUAACUUGGACAACAUUUUUUUUUUUUUUUACACAGAAAAAAAUACUCUAUAAUUACUAAAACUUUAACUAAAAUUAAAUUUUUGAUCUAAUUUUAACAUCAGUUCCCUUCGAUUAAGUCCUGCUCCUGUCUCUCCUUUGUCUUUUCAGCCAAACUGGAAGGCCGCUCUUGUGAAUACAACGGCCGCAUGUAUCAGAAUGGAGAAAACUUCCGCGCGGGCUGCAAACACCAGUGCACCUGUAUCGACGGGGCAGUGGGCUGCGUGCCCCUUUGCCCCACCGAUAUUCCUCUGGCGUCACCAUCCUGUCCCGCACCUCGACUGGUCAAAAUCCCCGGCCAGUGCUGCCUCAGCGUAGACUGUCACGGCGAGUCCUCCGUCCUCCCGCCAGUGUUCAGACGGCCGCAGCCGCCUCCAUAUCUGUUCCCUCACCUGCACACCUACAAGAAACACAGACCAAAGCCGUACCCCUACAAGUCCAAAAACUCCCUGAGCAACGAACUUAUAGAGGUGGAGAAAAAGUGGGACAAACCACGCAGUCGAAAGCAUUUGCCAGCAUGGAAGCAAGCCGGACGGCAAUGUGUUGUGCAGACGACAAGCUGGACGCCUUGUUCACGCAGCUGCGGGAUGGGUGUUUCAUCUCGGGUCACCAAUGAGAACGCGCAGUGCAAGCUGCUGAAGGAAACCAGACUCUGCAACAUUCGUCCCUGUAGUUCUGUGGCUGUGCCAAUAAAGAAGGGGAGGAAGUGCUCUCGUACCCAGAAGUCUCCAGAGCCUCUGCGUCUGCGCUACGCUGGCUGCCGCAGCACACGCCUAUAUCGGCCCAACUACUGCGGGACAUGUCUGGAUGGGCGAUGCUGCUCGCCCCGCCGCACACGGACGGCCCCCGUGCUGUUCGCCUGCCCUGACGGAGAGCACUUCGAGAGGGCCGUCAUGUUUGUGCAGUCCUGUAAAUGCAACGACGAAUGUGGCCACCUGAACGAUGCGGCGCUCCCGCCCCAACGUUGGCUGUAUGGCGACAUGCACAAGUUUGUUGAUUAACAUCUUGUUUGUCCAAAGACCCGCCCCCGUGUCUUUCCCCAUCCAAUAGAGUAGCGUUUCAAAGUGUAACUCUGAGUAGACGCUAGGCCGAGACCUUAUUAUAAUGCAAAUCCAUGUGGAAAAAGGCAAUUUUGGGUUUCCAAUCCCUUGUGCCGAGAGCCUUAGAGUAGAUGUGCUUACCGCGAGGAUCCAGGAUGGGAUGAAUCCCAGUUGUGAAUAUAUACCAUGGAUUUUCUGAUUGACUGGUCCUUACCACGAACAGUGAUGCAUUCUGAGGCACCUGCACAAUCUAAAUAAGACUUUAAACAGGUUUAAAGGAAAAAAUUGCCUCAGCGGGAUGCUGAUUAGAUGCUUAAAUGUGGUGGGACCGACUCUCAGCUUCACAAGGGCUGGUCUUUACUUCUUCUGUAGUGAUUGCUUUGCCUUGACGUUCAAAGAACAGCUGGCAAAUAUGAGGGAAACUCAUCAGGAAGCCGGUUUAAGCUACCCAAGGUUUGACUCAGCUGCUUGUGGACUCGACGCUGAGAUUGAUGGUUUUGUGAGCCCAUGACUCCGUCAACUCACCGAGGGAUAUUUGCCAAGUGCCGCAGCUCCCUGGCGUCAAAAUGUCGGCUCCUCUGCUCCCGGCUAAUUACAAUCCUCUUCUUUGGGGGCAGAAAGAAACCCAGUAACCCUUUGGUUUGCAAUAAAAAUAUGUUUAAAACACCAGCAUCUGAUGUAAACAUGUAAUUUGAAAGUAAUGGGUGGGACUGUUCCUUCAAAUGCUGGUCUGUAAUCUACCAUGUGAUGGCAGAGCCUCGUGCAAACGGCACUGGUGUCUAUGUGUUUUAUAAUGCAGCAGUCUCUAUUUCUGCCUGGCAUCGGUGCAUGAACUGACGGAGGUGAUGUCGCACCAUCUGCCCCGAAGAAUGAGCUUGAACAGGCUUUGAGACAAAAAAAAUAAAUACAAUUUUGAAAGGGAGAAACCAUGUUGUCACUGUAAUUGUUAUUUUUAGUUGCAUUUCGUUUGAAUUCCCAAUCUCAAAUGAGUAAAAUGGCAUUUCUACAUUUUAGAUACAUGUUCUUUAUAAAAGCUUUUUUUUUUUUUUGUACAUUCUGGAAAGGUGUUGACUGAAUAAACUGCCAAUUACAUGCUGCAUGCAAACUUGAUGGAAAAUCAACAGCUUUCUGUUGUUUCGUGCUAAUUAACUAUCAUAAUCUGACACUAAUCAAAAUCAUUUGUUAUUAGAAGUUACCUCUGUCUGCGCGUGACGGUUGAACCAACGCGAUUCAAACGACGGAGGCGCGAAUUUACGGUUCGGGAAACUGUCGCAAAUACCUAGUUAGUUUUAAAUUUUAAAUUUAAUUUCGUUAUGCAUGGUACCUUGGUAAUUAAGCACAGGAAAUUGCGUACCCCCGAGGGGUUUUCUUCCCGUCUGGCGCGAAAAGAGCGGCGAUCUUCUGGUCCUUAAUGUGCGUCUGUGGGAUUUUCACCUGUUUCUCGGAUUACCAAUCAAGAAUUAUUGCAAUCAGUCUGUUUUAAUCAUAGCUGAGGUUUGUAUGCUUUUUAUUAAAAUUUGUACAGCCUUGUAAACAAAGUCUCGAGUGGAAUAUAUCAGGAAGUUACAUUGAGCAGCCAACAUGGUUAAAUGCUUCAUAAAUACACCAUUGAAAAUAUUUACUUGGAUUCUGGUCUGAAAUGGUAUUGUAUUAUAAGUUCCUCAUUUGUUUUAAAUCUUAGCACAGAGGACAACCACUCACCAUUCAUCAAAUAAACUGGCUUGUAAAAAUGA